Messenger RNA from Seminavis robusta, 1869 nucleotides. The record is from the annotation of a GenBank genome assembly. NCBI's taxonomy places the organism in Eukaryota, Bacillariophyta, Bacillariophyceae, Naviculales, Naviculaceae.
AUGAGAACGACCAUGAUGAUGAGAACAAGAUCGUUGGUGCUGGCUGCGCUACUAGUGGUUGCUAUUAUGAGUGUGAAUGGAUCUUACUCUGGCAGCACUCAAGUAAACAUUCAUCUUCCCGGCAGUCUCCACUUGGACGGAGGCUACGAUCAUUUCAUGGGUCACUUUGGCCGUGCCGCCAUGACACGAGCGGGUCACUACUAUACCAGUACUACUAGUAGUAGUAGUAGCAAUAGUGACGGCCAAUAUGGCAGUAUGAGUCUGUUUGUGGAAUUGGCGCCUUCCGAUCUCUGUCAUCAUCUGACCAACAACUAUACGUUACCACGACAACCCAGUUUAUUACUCGUCCACAAUAGUCCCAAUUGUUCUUUUGUCACACAAACACGACGCGCACAACAUUUGGGAGCCGCUGGACUUCUUAUUGUCGAUAGAGCAUGUGUCUGCGAAGAACAAACCAGCGGGUAUUGUCAAAUGGCAGACGGCGUCGAAUGUCAUCCCGGCUAUACGAUAGUCAAAGACGAUGGAUCCGGCGGCGAUGUUUCCAUUCCCGCCAUCUUACUCAAACAACAAGAUGGAUCUCCGCUCGUCUCGAAUCUAACGGCCAAAAUUCCUGUACUCAUGAGUCUCCAAUGGCAAGCGACUGUGGCUCCGACCAAAAAACCCAGUGACACCAAGAGUAAAUUGCCGUAUGGCAUGUGGUUGGAUUUGCACGAUACGCAUCAUACACCCUCAUUGACACAACAAAUGCAACAAGUGGCGUUGGCGGUGGGUGCCAAGACACAUUUUUAUCCGUCGUACAUGUUUUACGAUGGCACGCAACUGGCAUGUCAGGGCGAUACUACGUGUGCCGCCAGUUGUACUCAUCAAGGAAAAUACUGUUAUCCAUCGGCGCACGGCAAACAAGUCGUGCAAGAAAUAUUGCAUCGACUGUGUAUUUGGGAACUCUACGGUGACAAUGGGACUGCGGUGGGCGAUCAAAUGGGACGGCCAUGGUGGCAGUACGUGACGUAUUUUGAUCAGAACUGUGCCGCGCCAUUGUACGGAUACGACGACGACCAGCAACCAAACAACAACGACGCCGACAAGUGUCGCCAAGAAGCUUAUCAGCAUGCCAGUAACAAUAUGGAUGGCCACGAAAUUCAAGAAUGCAUCCGGUACAGUGGCGGCCUCGAUGGUAGUGACAAAAAUAAUUUACUCGAACGUGACUUGCACGACAAGGAACGCUACGGAAUUUACACGACACCCUCCAUUUGGGUCAAUGGCAAAUCGUUACCGACGUAUUGGAGGGCACCAUCCGGGGCGGCAUUGUUGGAAGCGGUAUGUGUCGGAUUUGUGUCCACGGGACGAUAUACCGCCGAAGCGUGUGACAAGUGUCUCACUAGUAGUAAGAGUGAACAAGAAUUGGUGGAUUGUGCGCAAAAAUAUCCCGAUCGGUACGAUCAUCACGGUGGUGACGGCAAGCGUAAAAAGGGCGAUCAACACUUUGGAGCCGCCAGUAGAGCAUUCAAGGUUAUCUUUUGGUUGGCAUCCAUCUCCGCCGUGGUGGGAGCACUCUGGUUUGGAUACAAGAAACGACUCGAACGACAAGAACAAGAUGGACUACUCCAACAGCAACAGCACGGACAUUUGCCCGGUGGAUUGCUGGUGAAUGCACUCGGGGGCAAUCUAUUGGGAGGUGGUGGUUCGGAUCAUGGCGGCAACAAUAACAAUAGCAGCAGCGGCAACAACCGCAACAGUCUGCAUGGAAGAUUGUUGGAUCCCAUCUUGUCCUACAUGCCACUCAAUACUACCAACAGCAAUGCCAGCACUGGUGGCGACGACGGAAUCAAUGGCGUUGUGAGAGAAGAAUUCAUCACGACAUACGAGUAG